Coprinopsis cinerea okayama7#130 is the source of this 1359-nucleotide messenger RNA. RefSeq lists its product as hypothetical. The record is from RefSeq and is a predicted model, not a curated record. The transcript has a single exon. Bases 1 to 1359 code for a protein of 452 amino acids. NCBI's taxonomy places the organism in Eukaryota, Fungi, Basidiomycota, Agaricomycetes, Agaricales, Psathyrellaceae.
AUGCUUCUCGACGAAAAGGAUCGACUCCAGUUUAUGACAAUGCGAUGCGUCUGUCCCCAGUGGCGCUCUGUCGCGUUCACCACUCAGGAUCUGUGGCGAGGGUUGGAGGUAACCCUCCCACUUCAAGGCCGCGAUCGCGUUGCCCUGCCCGCGAAAACAAAUUUGGAAAUCCUCAAUUCAUGGUUCAACCGCGGAGGGACAGGGAAUCCCCCUUUACGCUUCGUGGUGACUCUCUCAGCACGGAAGGAAUACGGAUGCUCAAAGGUCGCGGAGGAUCUGUUCCCGUUGUUGUCCACCUUCCUCGUCGGGCGGAGUUGGGUUGAAUUUGGCUACUUCAGGCCUGGGAUGCAGCUUCACGGGGCCGAUUUGCUGGGAGAUGUGGAUGAAGCUUGGACAGAAGUGGGACUGACAGUCCCAGCCCAUCCAUGGAUUACGCUCCGCACGAUGAGCCUCGAUGUUGGAUACGAAGCAGAUUACACUCUCGGUACCGCCAACUUUCCAGCAUUGAAGAGUCUUUAUGUCACGGAAUGGGAAAUACACGACGACGACGAGAUGCCAGAAUUCAGUAUCGAGCACGAUGGAUUAGAGUCGUUGCAUCUCGAAUUCUGCAGUGCCGCUUCUGUGGAUCUAAUCGCCUUGGCUUUAUCCCAAGAGAGCGUUCCUGCACUCAAGGAUGUUAUUCUCGAGCAAUGUAACUUCAAUGGCCAUUCUCCCAACUCUUUAUCGGUGGAAGCACCAUCUCCCCCCGAAGCAAUCCGCUCCAACGCAUCCGUGGAGCGCUUGGUUGUGGUUGGUGAUGCAUCCAUAACUGGACUUCAUUGUCUUGCCUUGCCGCAACUCCGUGUUUUGCGUCUCGAUGUCGAUGGCGACGAGUUUACCGAAGAGACAUGGUCGUGCACCAUCAAACCAUUCUUGGAACGCUCGACUUCUCAUCUACACACGCUAUCGAUUGAAGGAUCCCAUCCGUUCGACUCGGAAGAGCUCGCGUUCCUCAUAUCCUCCGCUCCCUCCCUCCACACCCUCCGUGUCGCCAGCCUGGAGAGACUCUUCGACCGUAUUGACGGCCAGGAGGUCAGUUUGCCGCAUCUCUCGACCAUCGUACUAUCCCAGCCGCUCAGACCCAGUCACCUGCAUUCUUCGGCCAUGAAUGAAGCUGCGAGAUACUUUACUCAGCGUCUCGCAGCGAUGGACGGGCAGAGGCCUCCAGUGGUUCGGAUCGUUCACAGACUACCGCAGCACUGGAAAGUUUACGAGUGGGAUAGGUUGGAUGAGAGGCAGGUGGAGAAAGUGCAUGGGUUUCGACGCGUUGGCGUGGAAAUUGUGCGCGAUUUGAAGGGCUUCUUCCUUCAUUUACGCUGA